UUUCAAGAGUUUGACCAGGUUCUACCUUUAAACAGUUUAACUCAGAAAUGAAGCUCGUCGCUGCCUACCUUUUGCUCACUGUCGGUGGUAACACCUCCCCAUCAGCUGAAGACGUCAAGAAGCUCCUCUCUACCGUCGGUGUUGAGGCAGACGAAAGCCGCCUCACCAAGCUCAUUGAAGAGUUGAACGGCAAGAACCUCGAAGAGUUGAUCGCUCAAGGUACUGAGAAGCUCGCCUCUGUACCAUCAGCAUCAGCUGCAGCAGCUCCAGCUGCCGGUGCCGCACCAGCAGCUGCUGCUGAAGAAGCUCCAAAGAAGGAAGAAGCCAAGGAAGAAUCUGACGACGACAUGGGUCUCGGUCUCUUUGACUAAAUUUUGUAAUUGAAAUUUUACUUCUUUGAUUGCGACGACGAUGAUGAGUCUAU
Wallemia mellicola CBS 633.66 is the source of this 424-nucleotide messenger RNA. Its product is annotated as ribosomal protein 60S. Lineage: Eukaryota; Fungi; Basidiomycota; Wallemiomycetes; Wallemiales; Wallemiaceae. Gene Ontology annotation, cellular component: ribosome; cytosolic large ribosomal subunit. The record is from RefSeq and is a predicted model, not a curated record. Gene Ontology annotation, molecular function: structural constituent of ribosome. The coding region runs from base 48 to 371 and encodes 107 amino acids. The transcript has 2 exons. Gene Ontology annotation, biological process: cytoplasmic translational elongation.